AUGAAAGAAAUAAGAUCAAGAGACGAAUUAAAAGGGAGUUGUGAUGAGGAUGAGGAUGUGGAUGAGGAAAUAGUAGAAUUGCAAUUGGAACUGGGAGAAUGUGCGGAUAGCUUCAACCUAGAAAAUGCAGUGUGCAACCAUGGCUUCUUCAUGAUGGCUCCAAACCGUUGGAUUCCAUCUAAGAAGACACUUGAACGUCCCUUGAGGCUUGCCAACUCCAUCACUUCUCUCACUGUUUCCAUCCAACAACCACAUCAUCAUCAUCACUAUCUCCUUGUACGAGUCCAUGGCGUUCAUCAUCUCUCCUCCCAGGAUCAACAAGCUAUUCUUAUUCAGGUGGCACGCAUGCUAAGGAUAUCUACCAAAGAUGAAAGGGAUGUGCAGAAAUUUCAUAGUAUGCAUCCAGAAGCCAAGAAAAGAGGUUUUGGACGAAUUUUUCGUUCUCCGACUUUAUUUGAAGAUGCUAUUAAGUCAAUUCUCCUUUGCAACUGCACGUGGAUGAGGACAUUGAAGAUGAGUCGAGAACUUUGUAAGCUUCAACUAGAAUUAAGCAGUGGGCUGAUCUGCCAUGAUGUCUUAAUAGGAAGAAAGAAAGGAACUACAAAUUCAAUAGGAAGAAGGAAAGGGUUAAAGAGAAAAUUACAAGCGACUUAUAAAAAUUCAAGUGAUGAUGAAGAUGCAGCAGCAGCAGCUGGUUUAUUAGGAAAUUUCCCAAGCCCACAAGAAUUGGCAAAGCUUAAUGCGAAGAUGUUGGAAGAACGUUGCAAUCUUGGUUAUAGAGCAACUCGCAUUCUUAAUUUCUCCAAACGAGUUGCGUCUGGUAAACUUGAGCUGAAGGAACCCGAGGACUUGGUCAACGACUAUGACUACGACAACCAUGAUGAUACAAAUGCAGUACCUGUACCAUACCUACAAUUGCAGCAAAAUUUGAUGAAAGUGAAAGGGUUUGGUCCUUUUGCUUGCACCAAUGUUCUGAUGUGCAGUGGGUACUAUAGACAAGUUCCAAAAGACUCCGAAACUAUCAGGCAUUGUGUCCAAAUCCAUGGCAGGAAAAAUUGCAACAAGAAAACAAUUGGAGCUAUUAUCCAAGAAAUUUAUGGCAAAUAUUCACCCUUUCAGUGCUUGGCAUACUGGUUUGAGCUCUUGGAUUACUAUGAGGCAAAGCAUGGUAGGCUAAGCGAGUUGCCUAAUUCUAGUUAUGGUAUCGUUACUGGCAGCAUUGACAUGAGCCAAGUGGUAAAGAAAAUAGGGACUUGA
Cornus florida is the source of this 1257-nucleotide messenger RNA. RefSeq lists its product as uncharacterized. The coding region runs from base 1 to 1257 and encodes 418 amino acids. Gene Ontology annotation, cellular component: nucleus. The transcript is spliced from 4 exons. NCBI's taxonomy places the organism in Eukaryota, Viridiplantae, Streptophyta, Magnoliopsida, Cornales, Cornaceae. Gene Ontology annotation, molecular function: 8-oxo-7,8-dihydroguanine DNA N-glycosylase activity. Gene Ontology annotation, biological process: DNA repair; base-excision repair, AP site formation. The record is from RefSeq and is a predicted model, not a curated record.